UUAGUUUACCACACUUAAGACCAAUCUCCACCGUCCAUUCUCACCCUUUUUAUACCCCGAUCCGAUCAGUUUAUACUCCUCUUUCUGUCUCUCGCCGUCUUGCUUGCUUCUGUGGUUCUUCUCUUCGACCCCUUAAGAAAGAAGAGAAGAUGUUUGGGAGAGCACCGAAGAAGAGCGACAACACGAAGUACUACGAGAUCCUGGGAGUGUCAAACAGCGCUUCGCAGGAUGAUCUAAAGAAGGCUUAUAGGAAAGCGGCCAUUAAGAACCAUCCGGACAAGGGUGGUGACCCAGAAAAGUUUAAAGAGUUGGCCCAAGCUUAUGAAGUUCUGAGUGACCCAGAGAAGCGUGAGAUCUAUGAUCAGUAUGGAGAGGAUGCCCUCAAGGAAGGAAUGGGUGGUGGUGGUGGUGGCCACGAUCCGUUUGACAUAUUCCAGUCCUUCUUUGGUGGCAACCCUUUUGGUGGUGGUGGAAGCAGCAGAGGCCGAAGGCAGAGGAGGGGCGAGGAUGUGGUCCAUCCCCUCAAGGUUUCUUUGGAGGACCUAUACAAUGGGACAUCCAAGAAGCUGUCCCUCUCUCGUAAUGCAAUCUGCUCCAAGUGCAAGGGUAAAGGUUCCAAGUCGGGUGCUUCAAUGAAAUGUUCUGGUUGUCAAGGUUCUGGAAUCAAAGUCUCCAUCAGGCACCUUGGCCCCUCUAUGAUCCAGCAAAUGCAGCAUGCUUGCAAUGAGUGUAAGGGUACGGGUGAAACCAUCAAUGACAAGGACCGCUGCCCACAGUGCAAGGGAGAGAAGGUUGUCCAGGAGAAGAAAGUUUUGGAGGUUAUUGUGGAGAAGGGUAUGCAGAAUGGGCAGAAGAUUACAUUCCCUGGAGAAGCUGAUGAAGCACCCGAUACUGUUACAGGGGACAUUGUUUUCGUUCUACAACAGAAAGAACACCCCAAAUUUAAGCGGAAGGGUGAUGACUUAUUUGUUGAACACACCUUGUCCCUUACAGAGGCACUUUGUGGCUUCCAAUUUAUAUUGAUGCAUUUGGAUGGUAGACAGCUCCUUAUUAAAUCUGAACCUGGAGAAGUAGUUAAGCCUGACCAAUACAAGGGUAUAAAUGAUGAGGGAAUGCCGAUGUACCAGAGGUCGUUCAUGAAAGGUAAAUUGUACAUUCACUUUGCAGUCGAAUUCCCAGACACCCUUAGCCCAGAGCAGUGCAAGACACUAGAGGCGGUGCUGCCUCCAAGGAGUUCGGUGCAGCUGACGGAUAUGGAGCUGGAUGAAUGCGAAGAGACUACACUGCAUGAUGUGAACUUAGAGGAAGAAAUGCGUCGCAAGCAAGCACAGGCCCAAGAGGCAUAUGAUGAGGAUGAGGACAUGCCUGGUGGUGCUCAGAGGGUCCAAUGUGCUCAACAAUGAUGAAUGAAUGAGCUGACCCAAAAAACAGGAAUGAUUUGGAUGGAGAACCUGGAAUUACUUAAAAUAAGUAUUAACAUCAUUGCCUUCUGUUACAGGGAGUAUUUAGUUAGAUUUUGGAUUGUUUUUGGAUUGUUGCCAUGUUAUCAAACAUGUACUGUGUGGGAGAUCUAAUGUUUGAAUUCUAGUUUACGUUAAAAACCAUGCUUGUUUGUUGGAGGUGUAUAUCUGUGUCAUCUGGAUGGUUAUUUUGCCAUCCGGAUGAUGUAUUUCAGGGAGGAGGCUAUAAGAACCCAUUUUAAGCUCG
Messenger RNA from Juglans regia (Persian walnut), 1707 nucleotides. RefSeq names its product dnaJ protein homolog. Gene Ontology annotation, molecular function: ATP binding; Hsp70 protein binding. The record is from RefSeq and is a predicted model, not a curated record. The coding region runs from base 150 to 1403 and encodes 417 amino acids. Gene Ontology annotation, biological process: response to heat; protein refolding. Lineage: Eukaryota; Viridiplantae; Streptophyta; Magnoliopsida; Fagales; Juglandaceae. Gene Ontology annotation, cellular component: cytosol; cytoplasm. The transcript has 7 exons.